GACGUUUUAGGAGGCUCUGCUCAACCAUCAAAUAAUGUUCAAUCAGUUACAAAUAAUGGAUUCAUAUUCUCAGAAGGUUUAAUCAUUCAAAAUAAGAGUGCAUUGUUAUUAUCAGGAAGAAUUCUAGAGUUCACGCCGAAAUAUAAUAUUAAGAAUGGGUUUAUAGUGGAAUUUGAACAAAGUUCUUUAAAUUUUUUAAAAUUAAUCAAUCCUCAACCUGAUUUGUUUGUUAUUGGGUUAGGUUCAAAAUCAAGAUUAUUAAGUCAGACAAAUAUAGAAUUCUUAAAUUCUUUGGGGAUAAGAUGUGAUAUUUCAGAUACUAGAGGUGCUGUCAGAAACUUUGAUUUAUUGGCUACUGAAAGACCAAAUCAAGUUGCAGCUAUUUUCCUACCCCCAAACGUUUGA
This is a messenger RNA of Hansenula anomala, 405 nucleotides long. RefSeq lists its product as uncharacterized. Lineage: Eukaryota; Fungi; Ascomycota; Saccharomycetes; Phaffomycetales; Wickerhamomycetaceae. Gene Ontology annotation, cellular component: mitochondrial inner membrane. The record is from RefSeq and is a predicted model, not a curated record. The annotation marks the transcript as partial. Gene Ontology annotation, biological process: mitochondrial respiratory chain complex I assembly. The transcript has a single exon.